This is a messenger RNA of Drosophila bipectinata, 821 nucleotides long. RefSeq names its product transmembrane protein 70 homolog, mitochondrial. Gene Ontology annotation, cellular component: mitochondrial membrane. NCBI's taxonomy places the organism in Eukaryota, Metazoa, Arthropoda, Insecta, Diptera, Drosophilidae. The record is from RefSeq and is a predicted model, not a curated record. Gene Ontology annotation, biological process: mitochondrial proton-transporting ATP synthase complex assembly.
UAAAACAUCUGGCUACAUCGUUGUUAUUUAACUCCUCUUAGAAACAUCUGAUUUUAUUUAUUAAAACUUAAUUUAAAAGAGGAAAUGUUUACAAUAAGAACAGUACUGCCCCGUGGGGCGCAGUUUGCUGCGUGCCUUGGCAGCGCAACCCGACAAAUCCACCUGUCAGGAAGAACCAGAUACAUCGCCGGCUCCUAUGGAGCACUACAAAAACAACAUCAUCAGCUGCAACAGGAAAAGUUUCCAAGCAGGUGGCUCGCCACCCAGUCCACUAAAGAUGGAUCGGAGAAUGAACUGCAGCGCAUAUAUUACGGAACAUUGGCUCCCCGCAUGAAGCUCGUCAAGUUUUUUUCGCUGAGCACGAGUCUAGCCGGCUUGGCUGCCCAACCGAUCCUCAUGGAGCAGGGAAUGAAAAUUGGCGGUACGGGAAUGGCGGUUUUCCUCUGUUCGGUUGGAGGCUUCUUCACUUUUGUAACACCUCUGCUCCUGCACUUUAUUACCAAAAAGUAUGUGACUGAGCUGCACUACAAUCCACAAACGGAGGAAUACACGGCCACCACGAUCUCACUUCUCUUGCAGAAAAUAAAGACGACAUUUCGAACCAGUGACGUUGUGGUGCCAGAGGUCCCCGGCAUGUUCACUUCCUUUUUGGUCAAUAAGCGGCCUUUAUUUGUGGAUCCCGCAUUGUUCGAUGAUCCUGAACACUAUGUGAAAAUCAUGGGAUAUGAUAAACCUAUUGAUUUCAAGCUGGAUUCAAGUGUCAGGGAGGAUAAGUCAACGAAAAGCAAGGAGCAGCAAUAAAUGGUGUUUACCAAAAGCAA